Molecule: messenger RNA, 1020 nt
Organism: Ascochyta rabiei
Lineage: Eukaryota; Fungi; Ascomycota; Dothideomycetes; Pleosporales; Didymellaceae
Exons: 1
Coding region: 1-1020 (339 amino acids)
Molecular function (GO): carbon-sulfur lyase activity
Source: RefSeq, a predicted model, not a curated record
AUGUCUGCCAUCGAGAGAACGCCCAUCGCAACGCGUACAUUUCACGCAACAUGCCAUUGUCGCGCUUCCACGCUAUCCUUCACGGUGCCCACGGCCAGCUUGCCCUUGCCAGUCCACUUCUGCCACUGCGGCAUCUGUCGCCACGCCACCGGCACGUACUUCACAGCGGGCGCCUCCAUUCCCGAGCCCAUCACCGAUACUUCGACUUUCACGGCAUAUGAGAGCUCUGAUCACUUGACCCGUUGGUUCUGUUCGACUUGUGGUGCUCAUCUCCUGGCCAACACGCCGCUGGGUGGCGCGACGAAGUGGUUUGUCUCUGCACCUUCGGUCGAUGCGGAGGAGGACGUGUGGGAUUUUGCUGGCCAUGUAUAUGUGGAUAGUACGGGGGAUGGCGGGCUAGCAGCGCUGAUGACGCGGAUAGGUGGGAGAGAGGUGGGACUUUGGGACGAGCGAUCUGACAGAAGCGCACCAUGGCAUCAAGCGAGCACCGGAUCCAAGUCUGACGCUAUGAAGAAUAUUCCAGACGAACAGUUGCACGCUCGUUGCCAAUGCGGCGGCAUCGAGUUCUACGUCUCGAGACCGACAGGCGACGAGACGUUCACCGAGAUUGACGAAGACAACGUGCGGAAACACAAAGAUAAAUGGCUUGCUAUCCACGACGUGUGCAAUACAUGUCGCCUUACCAUCUCAACCUUUGUCGUAUCCUGGUUCUUCCCCUCGCGCAACCACAUCACGCUGACCGACGGCUCGUCAUAUCCCGACGAUGGCCUUUUCGGCACCGCGAGGGCCUACAAGAGCUCCGCAGGAGUGGACAGGACGUUUUGCGGCAAAUGUGGCGCGGCCGUGAGCUACGUCUCGGAGGAGAGAUCGAACGUCGUGGAUGUUGCUGUAGGGCUGCUUCGCACUGAUGAUGCCAGAGCUGAGGACUGGCUGGAGUGGAGGACGUGUAAACUGGCUUUUGAAAAGGAUGCCUGUUGGCAGAGUGUGAGAGAUGCGUUGAAAGAGGGACUGCAGAGGUAG